Molecule: messenger RNA, 375 nt
Organism: Striga hermonthica
Lineage: Eukaryota; Viridiplantae; Streptophyta; Magnoliopsida; Lamiales; Orobanchaceae
Source: the annotation of a GenBank genome assembly
AUGGCAAAGGCGCCGAGAUUCUCCACAAGUCGGAUAAUAAUCAAACCGAACUCCGUUAGCGUGCGAGCAUCGAGGCACGACCACGACUUCAGCGGGAGGCUUGUGGACGAGAGCAUGAUCGUCCUCCGCAUGAGGAUACACGAGAUGAUGAGGACGAGCGACGGCCCCCCGAGCGAGUGGAUGGAUUGGGAGAAGGAACUCUACGCGGGUUAUGAUUCGUUGAUAUGCGACGCGGUGGGCCACCUGCAGUCGUAUUUGAUGGACACGAGGCCCGGCGUGGCCCUCGGGAUGGCCACACUAAUUGCUGUGAGCCUACCCAUUUCAACUCUAUUGCUUCUAUACAAUUUGUUGUUGCUCAUUAAAGGUUUCUUAUAA